AGACAUGUCAUUCUCGUAAAUUUUGCCAACUGUGACUACAUAAAUUAUUUUUGCAGGUUUAUGAUGGUUACGGAACUAACUGCUUCGAUUAGCACCUAUUUAUAAGGUAUUGAAGGAAGCUAAUAAUUUCUGAGACACCAUGAAAAAGGUUCCCCCCUGGCUGCUGAAGAAAUUGAGGAAAAAAACCAAGGAAGUGUCCAGAUGGAGGAUUUGAGUCUGUCACAAGGAUAGUGUGCACCCAAGACUGGCAAGAGAGGAUGCUGCUCUUUGUCAGGGCCACGAACAAUGGGACACGGAGAGGCCUAGUGACUCCAGAACAUGCCAGUUGCCGGGUAAACAGAAGACGAGGAAAAAUAUGUGCAUUGUCUGCACUGAUGACUUUGCAAGAUAGUAGUGGACAAAAGUAACAUAUUGAAGUCUGGUCAAUAUAUUUCAGGAACUCAACAGCCUAAAUUUUAUUACUGUCUUUGUGUGGAAAAAAUGAACUUCCUGUCAACCUUUGUGACAUUUGAGAACCUCCAUGAGGUUCGGCGAUUGUGCCACUGGGGACCAGUCAUAGCUCUGUCUGUCAUUGCUAUAUGCUCCACCAUGGCGAUUCUGGAUUCCAUUAUCUGGUACUGGCCCUUAGACACUACAGGAGGCAGCAUUAACUUCAUCAUGCUCAUCAACUGGACGGUCCUCAUCCUGUACAACUACUUCAAUGCUAUGUUUGUUGGACCUGGAUACAUACCUCUUGGCUGGAAACCAGAAAACAUACAGGAAACCCAGUACUUGCAGUUCUGCAGGGUCUGCCAGGGGUUUAAGGCCCCAAGGUCUCACCAUUGUCGGAAAUGUAACAGGUGUGUGAUGAAGAUGGAUCACCACUGCCCCUGGAUCAAUAACUGCUGUGGCCAUCAGAACCACGCAUACUUCACUAGUUUCCUGCUGCUAGCUCCCUUAGGCUGCUCACAUGCUGCCAUCAUCUUCAUUAUGACCAUGUACACUCAGCUGUAUGAGAGGAUCUCAUUUGGUUGGAGCACUGUGAAGAUUGACAUGAGUGCUGUACGCCAAUUCCAGCCCCUCAUGCCGUUCAGUGUACCUGCCUUCGCUGCCACACUCUUUGCCUUAGGCUUAGCACUGGGCACCACUAUUGCUGUUGGCAUGCUUUUCUUCAUACAAAUGAAAGUCAUUCUUCGAAAUAAGACCUCAAUCGAGUCCUGGAUUGAGGAAAAGGCCAAAGACAGAAUACAGCACUACCAAACCGGAGAGGAGUUCAUCUUCCCUUAUGAUCUUGGCACCCGUUGGCUGAACUUCAAGCAAGUCUUCACAUGGUCAGGGACACCCAAGGGUGAUGGCAUUGAAUGGCCAGUCCAUCCCAAGUGUCACCAGCACACCUUAACUAUUGAGCAACUGAAGCAGAAAGCUGACAAACGAGUGAGAAGUCAGGUCCAGUACCAGGCAGUGGAGGACUAUAAUGGAGCUUGCUGCCCUCUCAGCAAAGGUCUCCAAACCUUUUUCAGAACCCCCUGCACCGAGGAGCCCAGGAUCCCCCUCAGCAAGGGGGACACCAUCCUGGCCACUCGUGGCACAAAAUGGUGGAUGUAUGGAGACAAAGUUCUGAGUGAGGAGCAAAUGAGAGCUGGAGACCGUGUAAGGGGAUGGUUUCCAAGACGAUGUGUGGAGAAGUGCCAUUAUGACACAGCUGCCAGUGAUAGCACCAGCGAUAAGAAAGUAAAUUAAUAUAUUUCAACAGGCUUUAUAUAGAGAAAGGGAGUUAAACUGAUCUAAAGGACCAGUAGCAUCUGUCCGUUUUCAUUAAACUUAAUGACACCCAUUCAGUAAAGAUGUCAUCCUUGAUACUGCAGGCUCCCUCAAUUAAAAUGAAUCACACAUGUCAGCAUCAACUUGAAUUUUUUUUACUGCAACAGAGCUCUUUUAGAGUCUUACUUUGCACCUUGCUGUCAAAUAAUGUCUUGAAGAGAUCUGCAGAAUUCUUUUACUGUCUAAAAGACUGGUUCCAUGAGUUCAGUUUGACUCCUUUGACUAAAAGUGAAACCCAGCAAGAGUCUUAAUUUCCAAGAAUUGCCACAUGGCUUUAAUGUAUCUUCAUUGUGAAAAUGUUUAUUUUGUACUUGAAUCUAUUGUUGUGUCGAUGUCCAUAUUUGCUAAUUAUGCAAUGCCUCUGCCCAGCUAACCACAGGGCUUCGUCAUGCAAACCUUUCUACAGUAUGGAGAUAACACUUAAUUUGUUUUUAUUAUUUUUGUAAAAACAAAUGGUUGGCCUCAAAGUAAAACUGAAAAUGAAAUAAAAAAAAAAAAUAAUAAUAUGCAAGACUCGGUUUCAAUUUCUGAUUGCUGUGCUUUUUCAAAAGAAGUGAUUGUAUUAUAUCUGAUUUAAAAACAGGAAAUAAGUAACAAUGUUCAAGGGAUUCUAUUAUAACAAUGGUUAUUAUUUGUAUGUAUAGAAGACAAGUCACAAAUGUAAAAUGUAUGAAUGUAUAUGGUGAUUUUAUAUUUCUGAAUAAAAAUAAAGAAUGUGG
Sphaeramia orbicularis (orbiculate cardinalfish) is the source of this 2519-nucleotide messenger RNA. RefSeq names its product zDHHC palmitoyltransferase 6 (gene zdhhc6). Gene Ontology annotation, molecular function: palmitoyltransferase activity; protein binding. The transcript is spliced from 11 exons. Bases 481 to 1719 code for a protein of 412 amino acids. The record is from RefSeq and is a predicted model, not a curated record. NCBI's taxonomy places the organism in Eukaryota, Metazoa, Chordata, Actinopteri, Kurtiformes, Apogonidae.